Messenger RNA from Synchiropus splendidus (mandarinfish), 2751 nucleotides. It is a transcript of the gene olfml2ba, whose product is annotated as olfactomedin-like 2Ba. NCBI's taxonomy places the organism in Eukaryota, Metazoa, Chordata, Actinopteri, Syngnathiformes, Callionymidae. The transcript is spliced from 8 exons. Gene Ontology annotation, biological process: signal transduction. The coding region runs from base 128 to 2599 and encodes 823 amino acids. The record is from RefSeq and is a predicted model, not a curated record.
CGGGGAGGACGCGCUUCUUCUUCAGCACUUAUCUCGACUCCGACAAACAUGGCGAUCUAUCAGCUUUUUCCAUCACUGGAUUAACGUGUUUCGGCAUGAGGGAGCCGCUCAUAUUCAUAGCCAAUUAAUGAAGUGUAGACAGACGAUGGUGUCUUUGCUGUGUGAUCCUCGUGCCAUGCUUCAUGUAUGUUUUGCCGUCGUCACGCUGUGCGUGUUUUUCUCACCGACCUCGAGCCGGGCUGAGGAGUCCGAGCCUCGGCCGCCCGAGGAAGACGCGGGUGACCGCGACAGCAUCCUCUCCCAGCUGCUGGGUGAUUAUGACAAAGUGAAAGUCCUCUCGGAAGGUUCUGACUGUCGCUGUAAAUGUGUUGUCAGACCCCUGAGCAGGAGCGCCUGCCGGCGGCUACACGAGGGUAGCGCGCCUGCGCAGGACUACUACACUGUAGAGACCAUCAGCGCCGGCCCCGGGUGCAAGUGCGCAUGCGUGGCGCCUCCAUCUGCAGUCGACCCCUGCGAGGCGGACGUCAGGCUGAAGAAGCUGCAGGAGGCUGCGAGCAAAGACGUGAAGUUGUCCACAGUCCUGGACCUACUGGAAGGUUCCUUCUAUGGACUGGAUCUACUGAAGCUCCACUCCAUCACCAGCAAGUUGGUCGGCCGUGUUGAUCACAUUGAGAAGGUUGUUUCUGUGAACCAAACAAGAAAUGAGGCGACACUCACAAAGAGCCCCUCCAGUUUGGAAGAAACGACAGAAAACCCUUCGACAGCUGCUCCGCUCACUGCUCCUCCACCACUGCAGGAGAGAGCGAAUGCCACCGGUGCGCCGACAACCACAGUCUCUGAUCUCGAGGAGGUCAUUGAGGAGAAGUUUACCGAGGACAGUCGGUCCUCCGAGCUCCUCAACGCUUCAGCUGAGGUGAAAACAGAUGCAGCAGUGAAUCAAAAGGAAGCGCCUCAGGUGACCAAGCCGGGUCCGAAUGGGAUGAUCAUCAGAGCAAUGACUUUCUACAAAUCAGAUCCAGAUCCAAUGGUGGCGGACGAUGGCGAGCCUGGAGAGAACUUUUUUGAGUACCAUGGCUUCAGUGGUGAAAGUCCACUUGACUUCUUCAUGGAGGAGAACCUUCUUCAACACAGAGCCGCCCGGCCCUGGGUCAGGGCGGGACCGCGGUCAUUUCGUCCGAGGACGACCCAGAAUUCCAAGUCAGUCAGUCAGACACGCAACACCAAGCAGGAGAGCAUGAAAAGCGCCGGUGAGCAAGUCAGUGUCAUGGAAACAACACAAACAGAAGCUCACACAGCAAGAAGCUCCGUGACGGGAUCAUCUCGUGCGAGUGCUGUGGAUGGCGUGGUGCUGGACGGAGAUGGGGACAAGUGGCCUUUGAACGACGACCCGCAGGUCGCCUUGUCGAGGGCCACGGCCAAUGAUGUGAGAACCACGACACACUCUAAAGGUCCCUCCACGGCAGCACCCACGCAGGCACCAACACACCCAGUGACUACCACGAGGAAACAGCUGAAGGAGCAAACAACACGUUCAGUCACCUCAACAACCAUCAGCCCCACAACAGCAGCAGCCUCCUCCACGCUGGCCCACACCACCUCACCCACAGAGGCCGGCCUCACCACCCCAUCAGCCUCGACUCACCGCUCACAAACCACAGCGUUGAACCAGUUGUCACCUCUGGCCAGCCCGGCCCGCACCAGCAGCGGGAGAAGGUACAGGAUCAGCUGGGAGGAGGAGGAGGUUGGCGCUGGACUUCAGGGGACCGAUGAGUCACGAGAGGAGGGACGCGUUGUGAAACGGACCGGGGAGUGUAAGGACACGCUGGCAACAAUUUCCGAGCCAGUGACUCACAACACCUACGGCCGGAGAGAGGGGGCCUGGAUGAAGGACCCCAAGUCCGACUCGGAGAAAAUCUACGUGGCCAACUUCUACUAUGGAAACAACCUGCUGGAGUUCCGCAACAUGGAGGCCUUUAAAAGCGGUCGCUUCACAAACUCCUACAAACUUCCCUACAACUGGAUCGGCACCGGUCAUGUGGUCUACAAUGGGGCCUUCUUCUACAACCGGGCUUUCUCUCGCGACAUCAUCAAGUUCGACCUGCGACACCGACACGUGGCCGCCUGGACCCUGCUGCACGACGCCGUGAUCGAGGAGUCCUCCUCGCCGUGGGAGUGGAGGAGCCACUCCGACGUGGACUUUGCUCUGGACGAGAGCGGACUGUGGAUCAUCUACCCGGCGCUGGAUGACGAGGGCUUCCUAAAUGAGGUGGUCGUGCUGAGUCAGCUGAACCCGAUGGACCUCAGCAUGCAGCGGGAGACCACCUGGAGGACCGGCCUGAGGAGGAACCACUAUGGGAACUGCUUCGUCGUGUGCGGCGUCCUCUAUGCUGUUGACAGCUACGACCACAAGGACGCCAAACUGGAAUACGCUUUUGACACGCACACGAACACCCAGAUGAGCCCCAGGAUGCCGUUCACUAACAACUACACCUUCAGCACUCAGGUGGACUACAACCCUAAAGACGGACUUUUGUACGCGUGGGAUAACGGACACCAGGUCACGUACGACGUUAGAUUUGCUUACGUAGAACCCAAGUGAGGGUGAGGGGCAUCUGUAAAUGUUCACUCGAAGGAUUGUAGAUCAGUCCACGGUGCUUGUAUCGGAUCGGAUUUUUUUUAUACCUAAAAUAAUAAAGAGCCUUAUCUUGAGUGCACGGGUGAUGUAAAAUACUUCUAAUAAAGGAUGUUUGU